Phytomonas sp. EM1 is the source of this 2742-nucleotide messenger RNA. NCBI's taxonomy places the organism in Eukaryota, Euglenozoa, Kinetoplastea, Trypanosomatida, Trypanosomatidae. The record is from the annotation of a GenBank genome assembly.
AUGCGCUCUAACGGUGCCGUACACAUUCGCAACGACACCUUCGUUGCGGUCACACGCGAUUGCAACAGCCACAUCUUUCUCGUAACGAGUGCUUUUCCAAACGAGGAACGUGUGGCUCCUCUAAGGCUGACGCGUAGGACGCGCAUCACACCCAAUUCUUCUCUGAGCUACAAUGCGACGGGGGUCGAACGUUUCACUGAGUCAUACCGGAAAUACUCUGAGGAAAGGGUCAAAGAAGCUCAUGCUAAUAUGACCGCUCCGUUAAAAGUAUCGAGCAAGGUACCUUUCCCACAUUCCGUUCAGGAGGAGCGUGUGAGGGGAUCUGUUGAGGCUGACCACAGAGCCAUUGCCCUUAAGCCACCACCCCUUGAGCUUGGCAAGUCCACCCAGGAAGUGAUGGACUCCACGGAGGACACGGACUGGGCUUUAUUUCUGCGGCACAGUCUUCACGUAUCGCCCGAUGCGCACCGUAUUGCUGCGAUGAGCAACACCUGCCAUCGACAUUACAUUAUCAACAUCGGUGAGCCUACCGAUAUCUUCCCUUUUGAAACCAGUGAAACGGUCCGUAGCGUGUGUUGGCAUCCCGAGCAAACCCACUUAUUGCUGCUUUUGUUGGUAUCAGGGGUGUUUGUGGUGUAUGAUACGACAGCAUUGAGCUUUCGCUCUUCGUCUCGCCCUGUAUACCAAGUGUUUCUUAAAUCAUUAAUUCGUAGUGUCCUAGACCGUGAAGCAUCCGGAUCUUUACCAAACAAGUCAAAGACAAAGUCAGCGUCUCGUAUGGGGACAUCGCAGUCAUCCCACAUUGCUUUGGUAGAAGAGGCAGCCGCACUUAGAACAAGAGAGGGGGAGGCGGCUUUGGUAUCUUAUAAUUCGCCUCGUUCUUCAGCGAAGGCACACAAGGUUUCCAUGCUUAUUGACGAAUUGGGAAUGCCCACCAAGGGGCCCGACAAGGGCGCCGCCAGCACAUGGGCAAAACCAAUGUCCAACUCUCGUGUUGGGAUACUGCGCGAUGUCCAGGAGGCCCACCGGUCUGGACGAUCCACGCUGCAGCGGCCGUUUUCGAUGUUGCCCGGUGCAGCUAGUCGUACUGAGGACCCCUCGCAUCGUUCAACGCACACCGUAAAGCUCAUUGAAGGGGCGGCGGCAGGAGGACGUGACGCGACGUCCUCGAGGGCUGCUUCCCUCAGCCCGACGAUACCCCCUAAAGAGGAGGGGGGCGUUGAGCGAACGCGAGCGGCGUCAACGGUGUCGCCAGCGCCGUCGUUACCUUCGGCGUUGCGGGAGGUGGCCCUGCACGAGAACUCCGUGAUGGGGCUGGCUACUACCCGCGAGGAUCCACCCGGUUCGAGCGAAGCCUCAGCCCUGGAGCUCGUGGAUAUGUGCUGUGUGCGGCCAACGCGGGGCCUCCCGACGACUCUUCUCCUCCUCUGCAGAGGGGGGGAUGUGUUUACGGUGAAGUUAGAUGGCCUCGGUGCCCUUGCGACGGGUGCGGCCGUUCCGCGGGAUGGGAGGCUGCCGCUGAGUGCCCAAGAAGCCAAGGCGGUGCGUCAGCGGGAUGGUGAGUGGGUGCGGAUGCCGGAUAUCCACCACCUCCUACCGAGCAGGGCCCACUUCGGCGCCGGUGAGGACACCGAGGAGGCUCUAGCGUUGACCUGCUUUUGCAUCGACGAGGAUGCGGGCACCCACGUGCUGUUGGUAUGCUUGUCCAGCGGCGUUCUGCGCGGGGUCUACGUCGAUGAGCCCGACCUGAUCGCACGGGAUCGGGCGUCUUCGGCGGCCCCACGGCCGCCGGACGGCCGGGCGUCCUUUCAGCUUCACCUUUCCCCCGCGGUGGAGGUGCGGGGGCUGGUUUCUCCCGCCACCGCGCCGACGACGACGCACAGCGUCCAGCUCAUGACGGUGGGGAACGUCUGCCUGCUGCGAUACGGCCUGGAUGAGGCUUUUGUGGUUGCGAUCCCUGUUUGGAGUCGGGCGCGUGGGGGGUGGAGUUAUUAUUGCCCUCCUUGCGGCCACCCCCAGAGGCGUGAGGCCGAGGCGGGGCGGUUAUGCCUGGGCGGGGUGACGUCCGAGGUGCCGCCGCCGCUGGCAGUGCGGGUGCCCUACGACGUAGCGGAAGCCAGCCUCGCGCUAGGGGAUACGGAGCUGUUGCUCGUCCCUGAGAUGAAGGAGAAGGGGUCGACGUGCCUGCGGGAGCACAUCAUCGCCGUCAAGGUCGCGAGCCUGUUGCAAUCCGCACUCUACGCCCAGGCGGGGGACCUGCGGUGCUGCUUCGACCCGGGGCUGCCCCCAGGGGAGAGUAAGCCGCACAGCGAUGCGAAGACAUCAUCAGCUGACGAGAAGGCCCUUGCGAAGGAGACUUCCGUAAAUGAGUUGGAAGGGUUGUUGAAUAACGUAGCGAAGUGCCACCGACAGUGGUUGUGCGGCUUCCCUCCGGAUGAGGUCGAUAUCAGCACCGCCAGGCUGGCGGAAGGCACCGAAAGGGCUAUUACGGUAUGUAAAAGAGAGGAGCAACUUCUGGAAGUUCGAGAGGCGAAACUCCACGCACGGCUGGAGGCGUUAGGUGAGAGAGUAAGUCAGGGCAUGGCGCGCCUGAAUGCGUGGACGGAUACCCUCCUUGACGUGAUUGUGCACCGCCGCGGGGCAAGGUCAAUCGUCGCAGCCAAUGAGCGUCUGGGUGAGAUUCAUAAGAUGUUAUGUGAGUACGAAAACGGGAAAUCCACAUUCGCGCAUAUUAAUGCAUAA